ACACUGGAUUGUCACCCUGGAUUUUUUAUACUUAUUUGGAUCUUCAUUUUUGGCACUUGGGAAGGAGAGUUGAUUCAUCACUGAGGAACAAUGUUUCCUUAAUACUGCGCGAAGGGAGCAAGUGCACAUGCAGAAGGUGGGGGUAAGGAGAGAAAGAGACCUCCGGUGAAUCGAUAAUCCAGGUGCAAUACAGUAGGUGACCUUAAUGGUGAUCACAAACUAAGCUACCAAGAAGAAUAAUCAAGGCCAAGAUGGAAUUGCGGUUGGGAGUUAGGGCUUCCUUGGUCCUGCUCAUUCUGGCCCUAACCCUCUCAGGAGAAAGGGUUUAUGCCCAAAGGGCAGGGUGCAAAAAUGUAAAUUAUGACCUGGUGUUCAUUCUGGAUACCUCCUCCAGCGUGGGAAAGGAGAACUUUGAGAAGAUCAGACAGUGGGUGGCUAACCUGGUGGACUCGUUUGACGUGGGCGAGGAAAAGACACGCGUCGGUGUGGUCCGUUACAGUGACAGGCCUACUAUAGAGUUUAACCUAGGGAGAUUCAAGACAAUGGAGGAGGUGAAACGAGCCGCCCGCAACAUCCGCUACAUUGGAGGGAAUACAAUGACUGGGGACGCUAUCAGCUACACGACCAAAAACAUCUUCACCGAGCGGGCCGGGGCCAGGCCUGCGGCCAAAGGCAUCCAGAAGGUGGCCAUUCUCGUGACAGACGGCAGAAGCCAGGAUUACGUUCUAGAACCUUCCAAGGAAGCCGCUAAGGCAGGGAUCCGCAUGUUUGCAGUGGGCAUCGGGGAGGCACUUAAGGAAGAGCUGGAGGAGAUCGCGGCGGAGCCAAAGAACGCCCAUGUUUUCCAUGUGACUGAUUUCAAUGCCAUCGAUAAGAUCAGAGGCAGACUGAGGAGGAGGCUGUGUGAGAAUGUACUGUGUCCAAACAUGAAGGUACAACCAGACCGUUUCAAACCCAACAGCACCAGUUAUGGACUUCAGGAGGUUCCAGGAUUUGACCUCAUGGAUUACUUCAAAGUUGAUGACGUUUUGGGAACAAGAGUCGACGAGGGUCAAAGCUCCUACGUUCGUCUGGGGACCAUGCCCAUUGUACAGCAAACAGAAGAUGUAUUCGCCCAAGGCCUACCAGAUGAAUAUGCCUUUGUGACAACAUUCAAAUUCAGAAAGACCUCACGAAGGGAAGAUUGGUACCUCUGGCAGAUUUAUGACAAGUAUGGUAUUCCUCAGGUGUCUAUCCGUCUCGACGGUGAAAACAAGGCAGUGGAAUACAAUGCUGUAGGAUUGACCAAGGAUGCAGUGAGAGCUGUGUUUAAGAAUUCAGAAGUGGACAACCUAUUUGACCGCAACUGGCACAAGAUCGCUCUCAGUGUAGAGGCGAAGCAAGUGACCCUCUUCCUGGACUGCAAGAAAAUCCAGACAUUGCCCAUAGAAGACAGGGAGGAUAUCGACAUCCAAGGGAAGACUGUCAUUGGAAAGAGGCUGUACGACAGUGUACCAAUAGAUUUUGACCUCCAGAGGAUGAUGAUCUACUGUGAUUCCAAGCAUGCCGAGUUGGAGUCCUGCUGUGAUCUGCCCACUGGGCCGUGCCCCAAGCAGGUGGUGACAGAGGCACCCCCUGUGCUGAUUCCCACCCCCACCCCCACAAGUGGGGAGCAAAAAAGAGGACCCGAAGUCAAUUGCUCCUGUCCCGCUGGUGAAAGGGGAGCGAUCGGUGUACCUGGCAUUGCAGGUCUCAAGGGUGAAAAGGGUGAUACUGGCAGUUUAGGCCCAGCUGGACCUCCUGGCCUGAACGGACAAAAAGGAGAAACUGGCAAAGUUAUCUCUGUCAAGGGUGACAGGGGUCUCAAGGGUGACAGUGGCAGUAAGGGCUCAUUAGGUGAUAAAGGGCAAAAAGGAGAGAAGGGAACCAGUGGAGUAGCUGGAUUUGCUGGAAAACAGGGCGAGAGAGGCACCAAAGGUGAAGCUGGGGCUGCAGGUGACCCAGGUUUGCCUGGCCCAUUGGGACCAAAGGGAGUUCAAGGAGAUUCUGGACCUAUUGGCACACCUGGACCCAAAGGUGUUUCUGGGACCAGUGGUGUGAAAGGAGAAAAAGGAACAUCAGGAACAAGGGGAGAUGCAGGUCUGGAUGGAUUGCCUGGAAAGCCUGGUGUUUCUGGUAAAGAUGGUUUGAGAGGACUGAUUGGUACACCUGGGCCCAGCGGCAUCAAAGGGGAUAAGGGAGAGAGGGGCCUGGCCGGGUUACCUGGAGAUGUGGUUCAAAGAGAAGGCUUGAAAGGAGAAGCUGGGCCCCCUGGCCCUGCUGGCCCCCAGGGACGAGACGGACCCCCAGGGCCUCCUGGUGAACCUGGACGAUUAGGCUUACCUGGUGAGCCUGGAGAGUUUGGACAAAGGGGAAAGAAAGGAGAGAGUGGAUUACCAGGUGUUGAUGGCCUACCUGGAUCCCCUGGUGCUCAGGGUCCUCCAGGGCAACAUGGAAACCCUGGACAAACAGGUCCACCUGGUCUACCUGGUGAAAUUGGAUUUUCUGGUAAACCAGGGGAGUCAGGAAAAGCCGGUUUGCCUGGUAAAGAUGGCCUGGAUGGUUUUCCAGGAAAUGAUGGGGCCAAGGGAUCUCAGGGAGAGUCUGGAACAGAUGGCUUCCCUGGUAAAUCUGGACCUAAGGGUGAUGAUGGACCUCCUGGCCCCAGAGGGCCUCCAGGAGAGAGGGGAGAGGGGGGUCUACCUGGACAGCAAGGUGUUGCUGGGCCAAGAGGAGAGAAAGGAAGCCAGGGUGACAGGGGAAAAGAUGGUUCUUUCGGGCCAAAAGGUGACAAAGGAGACAAGGGUGAUACAGGAUCCAGAGGGGCUCCUGGGAUACCAGGAAACGUUGCCAAUGUAAUUCCUGAGCCUGGUGAACCAGGUAAACCUGGAGAGCAAGGUGUAAAGGGAGAACAAGGAAAACCAGGAGACUUGGGUCCACGAGGGUUGCCUGGUGAACAAGGCUUUAAGGGACUGCCUGGGUCUCAGGGUCCGAAAGGUGACAUCGGCCCCAAAGGCGAGACAGGGCGAGUGGGAGAUCCGGGUCCGCCUGGUUUGACUGGUUCUCAAGGCUCUCGCGGACUACCAGGCAACGUGGGAAUCCCUGGAACCCUCGGGCCUCCUGGCCUAGCAGGACAAAGAGGAGACAGGGGAGAGCUGGGAAAGGAAGGACGCGCAGGCCCCCCGGGGGCCCCUGGAGAGCCUGGUGUAGUCGGACCUCCUGGGCCACCGGGGAAGGGAAAAGACGGACUGAAUGGGGAACCUGGACCACUGGGAAUCCAAGGACCUCCUGGACUUAAGGGUCAACCUGGAUCACAAGGACUGCAGGGGUUGCCAGGAGACAGGGGUGCCCAAGGAGAAGGCAAAGUUGGCCCCCCGGGAGCCCCAGGGCCCAGAGGAGAACUUGGAUCUCAGGGCAUGAGAGGACCCACCGGGGUUGCUGGUCCUCAGGGUCCUGCAGGUCACAACGGCUUGCCAGGAAGACCAGGGGACAAAGGACCUCAAGGAGAGCCGGGGAAGGCAGCAGACUUGUCCGAUUUGAAUCUGAAGGAUGUGUGCUCAGACUGUCCCCCAGGCCCCGCAGGCCCCCCUGGGCUCCCAGGAGCCCCCGGAGACAAAGGACACACAGGACCCCCGGGGAAAAACGGACAAGAUGGCUACCAAGGCCAGCCGGGCCCUAGCGGCCCCCCGGGCCCCUCAGGAGCUGAUGGAACCAAGGGUGUGAAAGGAGAUCGAGGCCCUGGAGGAGCACCAGGAGACAAAGGUGAAAAGGGACACACAGGACCCCCUGGGCACCCAGGACCUGCUGGCAUUGCGGGCCAACCUGGUGCAGACGGCCAGCCUGGACCCAUUGGCUCCCCAGGAUCCCCCGGAGAAAAGGGCAAGGAGGGCCUCAAAGGCAUCCAGGGACCUCCAGGUCUGCCAGGGUUGAUGGGAAUGGCUGGGAAAAUGGGCAAAGAUGGCCGACCAGGGGAACAGGGAGAGCAUGGUAAGCAGGGUGAACCCGGACCCCCAGGCAACAGUGGACUCAGAGGACUGCCUGGCUUCAAGGGCCACAGAGGAGAACCUGGGCAGCCAGGGUCAAAGGGUGAAGAUGGAAAACAGGGACUUCCUGGUCGGGAGGGCUCACCUGGAAAAGACGGUAACCAGGGAGCCUCAGGACCAGAGGGCCUCAUGGGUCCAAGAGGAGAAUCGGGCAAACCAGGUGAACCAGGUCCAUCAGGGAAGCCUGGAUCUCCUGGAACUCCAGGUCCAUCCGGAGUGAAGGGAGAGCCUGGAAACCCUGGAUUACCAGGCUUUAGUGGGCCAAAAGGACCUGCGGGUCCAUCUGGUCCCAUCGGCCCAGAGGGAAAGCAGGGGAUGCCAGGCAGAGUGGGUGAUCGGGGUAUCAAAGGAGAGAGGGGCGAUUCGGGUACCAAAGGAGAUAAAGGCCCCACAGGAGACCCAGGUAUGCCUGGUAACCCCGGAACCCCCGGCCGCAAGGGCCACACAGGGAUGAUGGGCAUGUCAGGACCCCCUGGAGACUCGGGCCCCAAUGGGCCUCAAGGAUCACCAGGAAACCCAGGUCUUCCAGGCCCAAGAGGAGAGUCGGUGUCACUGGAGCAAAUGAGACGACUCAUACAGGAAGAACUGUCAAAGCAGUUAGAUGCCAAAUUGGCGUACCUCAUGGCCCAGGUGCAGCCAGCCCAUGUGAAGAGCACAGCCGGUCGCCCGGGACCGCCCGGACCCUCAGGCAAAGACGGCAACCCUGGGCGAGCAGGGCCCCCCGGGGAGCCCGGCAUGCCUGGCCAGAACGGAGGAGACGGCAUCAGGGGACCCCUGGGCCCUAAAGGUGAGAGAGGAAGCAGAGGAGAAAAAGGAGAAGUUGGAGUUGGACAGAGAGGAGAGAUUGGUCCGGCUGGUCCCAUAGGGCCUGCUGGUAUGCCAGGCUACAGUAAAGACGGGAUGCCAGGGGCGGCAGGAACUCAGGGAGAGCCCGGGAACCCAGGACCCCACGGGCAGCCUGGGCCCACGGGACCCCCUGGCCAGUGUGACCCUUCACAGUGUGCCUACUAUGCCAGCCUGGCAUCAAGACCUCACACCAAAAAUGUCAAAGGGGCCUAAAGAACACACACACACACAGACAUCUUCAAGUCCAGCUAUUUAUGAACUGAGACUUGUCGGUAUGAAUCAAGAACUUUUCCCUUUUUAAAGAAGGCAGUGGGAACCUCUUCUGUUCAGAGGGCUCCAGCCAAUGUGCUGCCGGUCAGAUAGUUGUUUUUAUUUUGUUGGGGGUGGGGGUUGAGGGGGGGGGAGGUAGGUUGGGUAAACUGGAAUAGGGUUUGUUUGGGCAUUAUCCAAAUAGACUCUGUGUUUGCUCUCAGGCUUGCUGGGAGACUGUGUGGGAGCACUGUUAAAUAACGGUUUCUUGAUGUCCUGCAAAUGAUGCCAUGAUGACUUUGUCAUUGUCUCAGUUUAAUCUGUCCUCAUCUUGCAAUAGCAAAUUCAGCAAUUGAUUUACUUUAGGAUAUCAGUCAGUGCUCACCAAUGAAUGCAUCGCUAAGAUGCUCCAUCGGAAUCAGCUUGUAAUUAUCCAGUCAAGGCAAAUUAUCUACCCUAUUCUUAUUGAUGGAGUUUGCCUUUAGGGAAAAUGAGGUGUGAGGCCCAAUCUUCAAAUAUCAAUAGUGUUUUAAACUAAAAGAUUUAAUGAGCAUGUGGUUGGUGCUAAAUAACUUAGUGUGUGUGUUUUGUUUUCGUUGUUGCCAGGAGUGCAGUUAUCUGGGAUAAUGAUAGCCUUUUAUUUCUGAAUGCUGAACCCUCAUGGCUGGUUGGCUAUAGGACAUGAGUGUUCAGUAGCUCUUUCUUGGGACUCAAAAAGUGACUAGUUUCCUUUUUAUACUUGUAUUUGCAGUGUUUGUUGAGUGUGAUACAAUUUGCCGUAAACAUUUUCAUUGGGAAGGACCUAACGCUCCACGCUAUGUGCCUUUGUCCCGCCCCCAUUUUCGCUUCAGUGAAUGUAUCUCUGUCCCAGUAAAAAGUCUAGAAAAGGUGCUAAAAACACACCCUUUGUUACCCUUCAGUUAUCCCUCAGAAGCUGUGUCAAACUAUAGUUUCUCCCAACAGGUCACUUCCCCUCCAUGUUAGGGGCGUGUGUGGCUUGACAACCAACCCUCUGUGGGAACAGACGUGCCACAAUUGCUGGUAGCUGGAAAUAAAUAAAGACAGUGUUACCCAUCGUUACUCGUUAAAAGCAAGCUAUAUUUAGAAAAUGCUGCUUGUAUUUUGAGCUCAUAGGUCAGCAGGUAAACAAUGUGAAGGAACUCUUUGUCGUGUCCCGAGUGGACCAAUUAAACUGAACCUCCUGGAAAAAACUGCUACGUCGUGGUGUAUUUGAAACCAUGGGUAAUCCAAGCAAGAGUAUUCAAUGUGUCUUCAAAUAACAGAACAUUUAAAUUGUGAAUUGAUAUCUAGGAUUUGGCCUUUUCUAGGGUUCCCCAUAAACAAGAAAAUGCCAACUAACCUAAAAUUGAGACGUGCAUACUGUAGUGUCUACUUGUGUUUUUUAACGAACUGCCUUUCAUGUCUUACAAUACCUUACAAUCUCUAAAUUCUAUUUUACUUUGGCUACAUUGUAAUGGACAUAAGAUAUUCCUGUGUGCGCAAUCUUAUCACGCACCUAAAGAUAUGCAAUACACCGGAAAAUGUAGCCUGCGUCUGGUUGUGUCGGGAGCUUGCAUAAAGUUACAGUUAAUACAUCUAGAGAAGACAGAAGUUGAUGUUCAGAUUUAUUUGGAAACAUUUGUAUGUUCAUACGCUACUGCAAAUGGCUUUGCUAAUGAUAAUGCUUAUGACUUCCACCAACAAGCAAUCAUCACAGAUGUUUCUGUGCUCCAAUCAAUAAUUUUAUAAUUGUAGUAUUUUUUCCCUUUUUCAUAUAUACCUUUAAUUACUCUAAACAACUGUAUAAAACUGAUGUAGGUUUUUGUUAAGUUAUACUGUUAAAUUAUUCACAAUGUUAAAUACCAGUACAAGCAAUAUGAAUGAUUGGCGCCUGGUAAUUCAUACUUGUAAAUCCCAUGGAAUUGGUGCUUAAAUAGUCUAAAUUUAUGUUUGAUAUAUUUGUACUUUUUGGAAGGGUAUACACAUGUACUGUACUGUAUAUUGUAAUAAAGACUGGAACAGA
Molecule: messenger RNA, 7179 nt
Organism: Osmerus eperlanus (European smelt)
Lineage: Eukaryota; Metazoa; Chordata; Actinopteri; Osmeriformes; Osmeridae
Gene: col22a1
Product: collagen, type XXII, alpha 1
Exons: 65
Coding region: 252-5120 (1622 amino acids)
Source: RefSeq, a predicted model, not a curated record